AUGCCGGGGAACGGAGCCACGGACACCUCCUGCUCUCCCACCACACCCGUGGCAGCCUUCCUGGGGGGCCCGGGUGAGGGGUCUCCAUGCACCCCUGGCCUCGGGUGGGCUGGCGAGGGGCCGGGGGCCAGCGGCAAGAACCGGCACGUGUGCCACGCCGCGGCACGGCUGGAGAUGGGCAGCCUCUGGGAGGAGUUCAACCGCCUGGGCACUGUGGGGUCCUGCGCCUUCCUGGGGGGCCCGGGUGAGGGGUCUCCAUGCACCCCUGGCCUCGGGUGGGCUGGCGAGGGGCCGGGGGCCAGCGGCAAGAACCGGCACGUGUGCCACGCCGCGGCACGGCUGGAGAUGGGCAGCCUCUGGGAGGAGUUCAACCGCCUGGGCACUGAGAUGAUCGUCACCAAGGCAGGCAGGAGGAUGUUCCCCACCUUUCAGGUGAAACUUUCGGGACUGGAUCCGUUGGCCGACUACGUCCUGCUCAUGGAUUUCAUCCCGCUGGAUGACAAGAGAUACAGAUACGCCUUCCACAGCUCAUCCUGGCUGGCGGCGGGCCGGGCCGAGCCGGCGGCUCCCGGCCGCGUCCAUUUCCACCCCGACUCCCCGGCCAAGGGUGCGCAGUGGAUGCGGCAGAUCGUGUCCUUCGACAAGCUCAAGCUGACCAACAACCUCCUGGACGACAACGGCCACAUCAUCCUCAACUCCAUGCACCGCUACCAGCCCCGCUUCCACGUCGUGUUUGUGGACCCGCGGCGCGACAGCGAGCGCUUCGCCCACCAGAACUUCAAGUCCUUCAGCUUCCCCGAGACCCAGUUCGUGGCAGUGACAGCCUACCAGAAUCACCGGAUCACCCAGCUGAAGAUCGCCAGCAACCCCUUUGCCAAGGGAUUUCGGGACGGCGACCCCGAGCCAUGGUAAGGCACGCCUGGACGUUACCCCCACACCACGGUGAGGAUGUCGGGCCACCUCGCUGAGCCCCCGCCCCACGUCUCUUGCAGGUGCGGGGUGCCGGCAGGGUCCCUGCUGGGGGCGAUGCCCCGUGCCCGGGCCACCCCGCUGCCCCCCCGCCCCGAGAAGCAGCAGAAAGGUAGGGGGGCUGCGGGGGGGGCUGAGCCCCUGCUGCUGCC
This is a messenger RNA of Pyrgilauda ruficollis (rufous-necked snowfinch), 1121 nucleotides long. It is a transcript of the gene TBX10, whose product is annotated as T-box transcription factor 10. Gene Ontology annotation, cellular component: nucleus. Gene Ontology annotation, biological process: cell fate specification; regulation of transcription by RNA polymerase II; positive regulation of DNA-templated transcription. Lineage: Eukaryota; Metazoa; Chordata; Aves; Passeriformes; Passeridae. The transcript has 7 exons. Gene Ontology annotation, molecular function: DNA-binding transcription factor activity, RNA polymerase II-specific; RNA polymerase II cis-regulatory region sequence-specific DNA binding. Bases 1 to 912 code for a protein of 303 amino acids. The record is from RefSeq and is a predicted model, not a curated record.